This is a messenger RNA of Dissoconium aciculare CBS 342.82, 1602 nucleotides long. RefSeq lists its product as uncharacterized. NCBI's taxonomy places the organism in Eukaryota, Fungi, Ascomycota, Dothideomycetes, Mycosphaerellales, Dissoconiaceae. The record is from RefSeq and is a predicted model, not a curated record. The transcript has a single exon. Bases 1 to 1602 code for a protein of 533 amino acids.
AUGAGUACCGAAUCUCAAGUCUUUCCGCGACAGCGAAACUCAAGGUUUGGCUCCUCGUGGGUCCAGCCCGUUACAGAAAUAACGCCUGAGACGAUUGAAUGCUUCGCCAUCGAGAAUUUAUGCGCGCGUGUCUGGCCAGCUCCAACAGUUUUCUUCCCACUGCAAGACGAUGACGAUUCCAUCAGCUUAUUCACCAAACUUGCGCAAGGACUCGCUCGCUUGCUCUACCGAUAUCCUGUCCUCGCUGGAAGACUAAAAUCUGAUCAUCGUGGCGCCUGUCGAAUUGAGAUCUUGCCAGCGCCCCAUGCCGGCACACAAUUCUUCUUCGCAGACCUUAGUGGGGAUCAUGACUUUCCCAGCUUCGAAGAGUUGCAAAAGUCGAAUUUCCCUUAUGCCGAUGGAGAUUCGGAUGGACUGCGCGCUCUUCGACCGGACCCUUUUGCCCUGGAGAGAGAUGGGCACUCCCCUUUCAUAUCUCAGCUCUCGCGCGUACAGGGCGGUCAUAUCUUGACGUUCGCGUUCUCCCAUCAAGUAGCCGACAUGGUGAUGUAUCGAGGAAUCGUUGAGACGUGGGCCAGGGAGACUCUUGAAGUAUCCAAGGCUAAGCUGCAGGGGAGACCCAUCAGUCCCAUGCCUCCAUCUCUCUGGCGUGAGCUAUCCGACAGAGCCCGCUUUCCUGCUCAGAAAGCGAAACCUCGGGAUACAGAUGGAGCAAUGAAUACCAGCCGCGUUCUGCCGCUCUGGAUUCUUGUCGAUCCAACGAUUCUGUCCACGCUCGAAGACAUGGGCUCUAUCAUACCACUUGCAUAUUUACCACCAGCACCAUCACAAGUCGAGAUCAAUCAACGCGUCCCGAUCACGGGAAUCUGGCGAUUUUCUCGAGCUAUCGUGAAGGAUCUGCAGCAGAGUAUCUCUUCCAUAUCUCAGGGCCAGAUUCGGCUCUCUUCCAUGGACAUACUUACAGCAUUCCUCUGGGAGAGGUUCGUCACUGCCAAAUACAUGCUCUCGAGGUCGGACGCAACAUCGCGUGUGCCUCCAAAGAGCUCUUCCAUUGUUUUUGCCCUCGAUAUACGUCGCAGAGUGGACCCACCACUUCCUGAUCAGUACUUACCUGCGUGCGUAGACUUAGCACGUUGCUCAGCCCCGCUUGCAACGGAAGACAAUAGACUCAAUACAAUUGCAUCGAUGGCGGAAAAGAUUCGCAAGGCUAACGAGACAUGGAAUGAAGAGGAUCACAAGAGUAUGCUGGCCUUGACACGGAGCGCCCCGGUCUCUCCAGGGGUAGUCCCGCGAGGCCCAAUCGACCUGUUGGUCACUGACCACUCGCGCAUUCCCGAGGUGGUAUCUUCAGACUGGGGACAAGGUCUGGGAGUACCGGUCGCUGUACGCGAGCCAUAUCUCGGCCGGUCAAUUCCCACGGGCGAGAUUACUAUACUACCUCGGCGUCCGAAUGGUGAUCUGGAGGUUAUGGUCUGUGGAGAGCGGAUCGUGCUUGAGAGACUUGAGCGCGAUGCAGAAUUCGCUCGACGGGCCAAAUUGUUGUUUCUACAACACGAUGUGGUCGCGGGAUGUAGGAAGCGCCGAAUGAGGCAAAGAUUGUGA